This is a messenger RNA of Periophthalmus magnuspinnatus, 3379 nucleotides long. RefSeq names its product olfactomedin 1b (gene olfm1b). The record is from RefSeq and is a predicted model, not a curated record. The transcript is spliced from 6 exons. Gene Ontology annotation, biological process: signal transduction. The coding region runs from base 373 to 1746 and encodes 457 amino acids. NCBI's taxonomy places the organism in Eukaryota, Metazoa, Chordata, Actinopteri, Gobiiformes, Gobiidae.
CACACGGCUGCUCGUGGCGGGGAGCUAAACUUUUGGCAGUAGCCCCACGGAAGCGCGAUCGCCUUGUAUAUACACAGAGCGUGCGGGGCAUCAGCACAGCCCGAUGCAAAGCGCGGCACGUCGCUGCGACUGAAACCUCCGCGGCGCACCACACGACAGAAAGGGAGAGGCAACGGGAGCGAGGCAGCCUGCAUGAAAUGAAUAUGCACAGAGACGAUUCCAACGGACACCGCUUACCGAGGGACAACGCGUAAUAAAAGCAUAAAACAACGCGUAAGAGACGUGCGCUAGAGGCGAAAGGAGGACCGCUGCUCAAAGGGGGGACGCCGAAGGGACUCGACCUGCAUGUAAGAGCCACACUGGAGGCAAGAGAUGCAGCCAGCGAGCAAGCUCCUCACUCUCGUUUUCCUCAUCUUCGUGGGCACAGAACUCACCCAAGUCUUGCCAGCCAACCCAGAGGAAUCAUGGCAGGUGUACAGUUCAGCCCAGGAUAGCGAGGGAAGGUGUGUCUGCACCGUGGUGGCACCCCAGCAGUCCAUGUGUUCUCGGGAUGCCCGCACCAAACAACUGAGGCAGCUUUUAGAGAAGGUGCAGAACAUGACACAGUCCAUCCAGGUAUUGGACCAGCGGACUCAGAGAGACCUGCAGUACGUGGAGAAGAUGGAGGUACAGCUGCGGGGGCUGGAGACCAAGUUCAGACAGGUGGAAGAGAACCACAAGCAGAACAUUGCCAAGCAAUACAAGGCCAUAAAAGCGAAAAUGGAGGAGCUUAGACCGUUGAUACCAGUGUUGGAGGAGUACAAAGCCGAUGCCAAAUUGGUAUUGCAGUUUAAGGAGGAGGUCCAGAACUUGACGUCAGUGCUAAGUGAACUUCAGCAGGAGAUGGGGGCCUAUGACUACGAGGAGCUGCACAACAGAGUGUCAAAUCUUGAGGGGAGACUCCGUGCAUGCAUGGAAAAAUUAGCAUGUGGCAAACUGACGGGCAUCAGCGAGCCCAUCACAAUCAAGACGUCUGGAUCCAGGUUCGGCUCCUGGAUGACAGAUCCUCUGGCCCCUGAAGGAGACACACGGGUGUGGUACAUGGACGGUUACCAUAACAACCGCUUUGUGCGAGAGUACAAGUCGAUGCAUGACUUCAUGACGUCAGACAAUUACACGUCCCAUCGUCUGCCUCACCCCUGGUCUGGGACGGGUCAGGUGGUCUACAACGGCUCCAUCUACUUCAACAAGUUCCAGAGCCACUUCAUCAUCAAGUUCGACCUGCGCACCUCCUCCAUCAGCAAGUCCCGGCAGCUGGAUCAGGCCGGAUACAACAACGCAUAUCACUACGCCUGGGGGGGCCACUCGGACAUAGACCUCAUGGUUGACGAGGGCGGGCUCUGGGCCGUCUACGCCACCAAUCAGAACGCAGGAAACAUUGUGAUAAGUAAGCUGAACCCCAACACGUUGCAGAUCAUCAAAACGUGGACCACGAACCACCCCAAACGGAGCGCCGGAGAGUCUUUUAUGAUCUGUGGAACGCUUUAUGUCACAAAUGGCUACUCAGGAGGAACAAAGGUGUACUACGCCUACUCCACCAACUCCUCCACUUACGAGUAUAUUGACAUUGCAUUCCAGAAUAAGUACUCACAUAUAUCCAUGUUGGACUACAACCCGCGGGAUCGAGCUCUCUACGCCUGGAACAAUGGCCACCAGGUGCUCUAUAACGUUACACUGUUCCACGUGAUUCGCUCAGAAGAACUGUAACCUCAAAGCAAACUGCCCACAAAGAAGAAGUACAUGUCGUCUAUGGAGAUCUAAUAUAUCCAAGAUUAUAUCAAAACAAAAAUACUAUUGGCAGAUUUUAUAUGUGGAAAAAAACUCAGAGAUUGCAACGUGAAUGCAAAGUAGGUUGAAUGUGCAUAUACAAAAGAGCCAAAGGGUUUCAUUCCAAAAUAUGGAGUUGUUAUUUAUGAAAAGAGAUGUACGAACUCAGAAAACACUCAUGAUUGUCAAACACCUUUGUAAAUAAAACUAUUAUAAAGUUUACUGUAAUUCAUACUUAACAUUUUCUAAUAGCUGCCAUCUUUUUUGUGGAGAUUUUGUUUUUUUUAUUUUGGAAUGAAACUCUUUUUACUGUUUGCCACAUAGAAUAUGAUUGUAAAAGUAGACAAAUAUAUGUAUAAAGAUUUAAAAACACAUGCCAAAAAGAUCAAUCAAGCAUAUAUAUAGUAAAAAAUCAUGCCUUUUUUAUACACGGGAAUAUAGACCUCCAUGCAGCUGCAGUCUCGCCAGAUCACCUCCCAGUUGGACAUUUGGUCAGUGGGGAUCUAGUAAACAAGAACUGUUGUUAUGAACUGUUUGGUUCCCUAUGGCUUAUGGACAUAUAGACAAAUGGGAGAUUAGUCUGGUGUGAGGACUGGCAAACCCAAAAGGAAAUAAGUCUGUCAUAUCAUUUUUUUUAAAUCAAAACCGUAGCAAAUACUAAAGUCUGUAGAGAACACAGCAACAAUAAGAACAUACGCUAAAGACCUGAAGGCACUGACUGUUGCGCUGUUGUUUCCCGAGAAUUUCCUGUGUUAGUGACAUACGUGUGAACAAGGCUUUCUUUGCAUGAGUGUUUUCUAUCACUCUAGUCUGCUCUUGAAUGUCUUUUGAUGUACAAUAUUAGAACAACAGAAAGUGGGACUCAACUGGAUUAUAAAGAAAAAACAGGAGCAUGUCAGUGAAUUACGAUAUUGCAAAUGUGCUGCAACGUCGGCAACGGGGGCACCGCUCCGUCCUGAUUAUUAGACGUUAAUAGUUCACUGCUGCGAAAAACGUAUUACUUUGUGACCUUUGCGACACUCGGCGGCCGACGUAAACCCCAGAACGCAGCUCUGUUUAUACACACAAACUAAUCCACACGUGUUUCAGUUUCACUUAAACCUCAUAAAGUCAAAGAGAUUCAUGUGAUAUUUUAAUGAACUGACAUGCUCUGAUUUAUUCCAGGCUUAAGGGUUGGAUAAAUACUUUUAUAUCUGAAUUAAUUUUUGUCUUUUUUAUUGUUUGUGCAUCACUGUAACAUGUUGGCACCAGUUUGGCCUCUAUAUUUGUUAGUCUGUACCGAGUGGGAGGAAUCUAGAUACAAUUUCUUUUGAAAACAAUGCCACAGAAAGUACAAAGAAAUCCGCCCUUCGAAAUCAAAUUGUUCUACGUUCCUUUCACCUCAAACACCUGUACGAGGGUUAUAGUUUGUUUAGUCCAGUCAGCCCAUCAUGUCUCCACUCAUUGCUAGUGAAGGAUGCUGUUAUAUGUAUACCCUUGCAGAGAUCAAAUGCUUUUCACUCUUUUUGCGCUUUGCUGGACAUGUGUUGUAUCUGAGAUGAGAUAGUUAAUGAUUCGUGUCAAUAAAAACAAA